This is a messenger RNA of Diachasma alloeum, 641 nucleotides long. RefSeq names its product proteasome maturation protein (gene Pomp). Gene Ontology annotation, cellular component: nucleus; cytoplasm. The transcript has 5 exons. NCBI's taxonomy places the organism in Eukaryota, Metazoa, Arthropoda, Insecta, Hymenoptera, Braconidae. Gene Ontology annotation, biological process: proteasome assembly. Bases 127 to 552 code for a protein of 141 amino acids. The record is from RefSeq and is a predicted model, not a curated record.
UCAUCAUCGGCGGUCUCGACGGUGAAGGAAAUUUCAAAGGAUUGAAACUUACCUCGCAAUCAUUGUGAUUAUAUCCUAUCCAUAUUGGAUUAAUUGUUGUUUAAUUGAUUCCAAUAAAUUAUUAAAAUGAGUUUCAGAUUACCCCCUUUGAAAGCAAAAACUCCUGUUGCUGAGGAGUUUGGCAUGAACAAUGGUACUUAUGGGGUGCCAGAUCCCAUGAUUUUGGGAAUGCCAGCGGCAGCCCACAAGCUUGGAACUUCUCACCCACUUGAGGCCUCAGAGCGAAACUUCCACCAGAAUAAACUGAGACGUGAAAUGGUGCUGUUGAGAAAUGUUCAGGGGCUCCAUGCACCUCUGCGCAUUGCUAUGGAGAUCAAAGCUACAGAGAAAGUUGGCAGACAUCCAUUCUUACCCUCUUCGGGGCUGAUGAGGGAUGUUCUGCUGGGUCGUGAUGAAGACAUUGGAUUCGAAGAUGUCUUCAACACUCCCGAAUUCAGAGAACAAAUGGGCCAGCCACACGCCGUUAUCGAGCGAACUCUCAAUUUAUUGUAAGCUCUUCUUCAUGAUAUUAAGUCCAUAAUUCUGCAACAAUUUCACGUAAUCUGAUGAAUUGUUAAUAAAAUGCUACUCAUUUACAUCUA